Molecule: messenger RNA, 285 nt
Organism: Lottia gigantea (owl limpet)
Lineage: Eukaryota; Metazoa; Mollusca; Gastropoda; Lottiidae
Exons: 2
Coding region: 1-285 (94 amino acids)
Cellular component (GO): EMC complex
Source: RefSeq, a predicted model, not a curated record
AUGGCGGAGAUUUCACUCAACGUGAGAGCAUACUGUAAAAUAAUACUCCAUGCUGCCAAAUAUCCACAUGCGGCUGUUAAUGGAAUACUCCUGGCAGAGGAGAACAAAACGAAACAAUCAAAAUCACUGAAAUUUGUAGAUUGUAUUCCAUUAUUCCAUAUAUCAUUGAGUUUAGCUCCCAUGCUGGAAGUUGCCCUUUUACAGAUUGAUGGGUAUUGUAAAAGUAAAGGUUUAGUCAUUGGUGGUUAUUAUCAGGCUAAUUCUAAUUAUGAAGAUAUGACGUAA